UUCUAUGAUUGAUCAAACACUCUCUUUAAGCUAUGAAAGGUAGAAGUACUUGAGCCUUGACCCCCUCUCUCUCUCAAUCUCGAUCUCCAUACCUUAACUUGUGUAUUUUUUUCAUCUUCCCCAAACAAACCUUAAUCAUGAACUCCACUCUUCUUCACUAGUGUGUUUCUUUUCUUUCUUAGCUAAAACUAAGAACACAGUAAGAAUUGAAAGAGGUGCAAAAAGGACAGAUUAAAAAACGUUUGAUAUGAUGGAUUCAGCAAACGUUGUUCCCUUCAUCGGCACAAACUCAACGAUGAUGAUGAUGAUUCCCUCCUCCGCCACGUCAUCUCCGGCUACGGCCCCGCCGCCGCCGGCAACCUUAAGCCGAUACGAGAACCAGAAGCGGCGGGACUGGAACACGUUCGGGCAGUACCUCCGCAACCACCGGCCGCCGCUCUCACUCUCGCGCUGCAGUGGAGCCCACGUCCUAGAAUUCCUCCGCUACCUCGACCAGUUCGGAAAGACUAAGGUUCACACCAUCCUGUGCCCCUUCUUUGGCCACCCGAACCCGCCGGCUCCCUGCCCCUGCCCGCUCCGGCAAGCCUGGGGCAGCCUGGACGCCCUCAUCGGCCGCCUCCGCGCCGCGUACGAGGAAAAUGGAGGGAAGCCGGAAGCCAACCCCUUCGGCUCCCGAGCCGUUCGCCUUUACCUCCGCGAAGUCCGGGACACCCAGUCCAAGGCUCGGGGAAUAAGCUACGAGAAGAAGAAGCGGAAGAAGCCACCGCCGCCGCCACCUCAGCAGCCGUCGCCGCCGCAAACACCACCAGAUCUAAGGUAGAAUUUAUUGUUAUCACAAUAAGCUGUGCGAUUAUAUUUGAACUUGUCUCUUUAGUAGUAGCAGUUGUAAUAGUUAAUGUGACAUUUUCAAAUUCUGUAUUCCAAAUUAUCAUAUCAUUUUGGCUACAAACCCUACCUAGUAGAUUUGCAGAUCA
Messenger RNA from Ipomoea nil (Japanese morning glory), 974 nucleotides. Its product is annotated as protein LIGHT-DEPENDENT SHORT HYPOCOTYLS 4-like. Gene Ontology annotation, biological process: response to light stimulus; mRNA transcription. The transcript has a single exon. Lineage: Eukaryota; Viridiplantae; Streptophyta; Magnoliopsida; Solanales; Convolvulaceae. The record is from RefSeq and is a predicted model, not a curated record. The coding region runs from base 248 to 820 and encodes 190 amino acids. Gene Ontology annotation, cellular component: nucleus.